GGAAGCGCGAGUCUCCCCGGGAGAGAUGGCUGCCGGGGGUAUGAGCCGGUCGGAGCGCAAGGCGGCGGAGCGGGUCCGGAGGCUGCGGGAGGAGCAGCAGAGGGAGCGCCUCCGCCAGGUGUCGCUCAUCCUGAGGAAGGCGGCGGCCGAGCGCAGCGCGGAGGAGGGCCGGCUCCUGGCCGAGAGCGAGGACCUGGUGACCGAGCUGCAGGGUCGGAGCAGGCGGCGCGAGGGCCUGAAGCGGCGGCAGGAGGAGGUGUGCGACGACCCGGAGGAGCUGCGGAGGAAAGUCCGGGAGCUGGCUAGCGCCGUCCGCAACGCCAAGCACCUGGUCGUCUACACGGGCGCGGGGAUCAGCACGGCAGCUUCUAUCCCAGAUUACCGGGGUCCUAAUGGAGUGUGGACGCUGCUUCAGAAGGGAAGAAGCAUUAGUGCUGCUGACCUGAGUGAGGCCGAGCCGACCCUCACCCACAUGAGCAUCGCCUGCUUACACGAGCAGAAGCUGGUGCAGCACGUGGUGUCUCAGAACUGUGACGGGCUCCACCUGCGGAGCGGGCUGCCUCGCACAGCCAUGUCGGAGCUCCACGGGAACAUGUAUAUCGAAGUCUGCACAGCCUGCACUCCCAACAGGGAGUAUGUGCGGGUGUUUGAUGUGACGGAGCGCACCGCCCUGCACCGACACCAGACCGGCCGCACCUGCCACAAGUGCGGGGCCCAGCUCCGGGACACCAUCGUGCACUUUGGGGAGAGGGGGACAUUGGGACAGCCUCUGAACUGGGAGGCGGCCACCCAGGCUGCCAACAGAGCAGACACAAUCCUGUGCUUAGGCUCCAGCUUAAAGGUUCUAAAGAAGUAUCCACACCUCUGGUGCAUGACCAAGCCCCCCAGCCGGCGGCCCAAGCUCUACAUUGUGAACUUGCAGUGGACCCCGAAGGAUGACUGGGCUGCCCUGAAGCUGCACGGAAAGUGUGAUGACGUCAUGCGGCUCCUCAUGGAUGAUCUGGGCCUGGAGAUCCCCCGCUACAGCAGGUGGCAGGACCCCAUCUUCACACUGGCCACUCCCCUGCGUGCGGGUGAAGAAGGCAGCCACAGUCGCAAGUCGCUGUGCAGAAGUCGAGAAGAACCUGGGCCUGGGGACCGGGGUGCACCACUUAGCUCAGCCCCUGUCCUGGGCGGCUGGUUUGGCAGGGGCUGCACCAAGCGCACAAAAAGGAAGAAAGUAACGUAACCUGUUGCUUGACCGAGAACAAUGAUGGCACUUUGCAAAUGGCCGGCACUCUUCUUCAGGGGCAAGUGGCACUGUUAAGGCCAGCACUGCCCCUGGAAUUCUCUGGGGGUGACAUUCUCACCCUGACAUGUUUAGCCAUUUGUCAUUGUGGAAAGCUCCCUUGCACUGCUGUGGUUGCCCCCCGCAUGGGCCUAAUGAUGGAAGACACCUCGCCCAAGCAGCCUCUUCUAAAGAGGUGGCAGCCACACCCUCUGUGAAAACAGGACUCGGGUUAUUUCACACCUGGCCAGCAAAGAGGAAGCACACGGCUGCCUUACCUCAUUCACUAGGCUAGUCUCAGGGGCCUCAACUCUAUUUCUACCACUUCUUACUAAAAAUGUUAAAUUUAUAGAAGCCUUUUUCUGUAUUGGGUAUGCUGCAAAGGAGUGGUUUUUGAGCCUUGGCUCUCAGCAGGCCUUUUUAUUGUUAUUAAACAUC
Molecule: messenger RNA, 1705 nt
Organism: Mesoplodon densirostris (Blainville's beaked whale)
Lineage: Eukaryota; Metazoa; Chordata; Mammalia; Artiodactyla; Ziphiidae
Gene: SIRT7
Product: sirtuin 7
Exons: 10
Coding region: 26-1228 (400 amino acids)
Molecular function (GO): NAD+ binding
Source: RefSeq, a predicted model, not a curated record